UAAUCACACUCUUCAACACUUUCUCCCCAUAACCAACAAUGGCGCGAGGCUCUUCUUCUCAAUCCACCUCUUCCUCCACAACCCGCCCGGGAACAGCCGCACCCCGUGGCUCCGCCGCCGCUACAGCUGGUAUGCGCCGACGCAGGCUCGGUGCUUCUUCCUCUGGUGGUGGUGGUAACGCUGUAGUAGGCUCCGGCAACGCUAGCAACAUGCUCCGUUUCUAUACCGAUGAUUCUCCAGGUCUGAAAAUUAGCCCGACUGUCGUCCUUGUGAUGAGCCUCUGCUUCAUCGGAUUCGUUACUACUCUCCAUGUCCUCGGCAAAUUCUACCGCUACCGAUCUGGCUCUGGCUCUGGAGCCUGAUUAUUCGGGUUCAGAUCUUUGAUUUUGAAACACACGUCGUACAGGAAAAUUUAGUCUGUUUGUUGUUUUUAAUUUUGGUUUUCAUUUCACCAUCUUUUGCUGGUUCUGUUUCCGUUUUAGAUGGCUGAAUUUGACUUUAGGAAGAUGAUAAAAGAAGCUUCCAAUUAAGGGAAUUUUGAACCUUUA
Molecule: messenger RNA, 548 nt
Organism: Solanum stenotomum
Lineage: Eukaryota; Viridiplantae; Streptophyta; Magnoliopsida; Solanales; Solanaceae
Product: protein transport protein Sec61 subunit beta-like
Exons: 1
Coding region: 39-362 (107 amino acids)
Biological process (GO): intracellular protein transport
Cellular component (GO): Sec61 translocon complex
Source: RefSeq, a predicted model, not a curated record